UGUUUUUGGAGAGGCAGCAGGCGAACAUCGUGCUUCAAAGAUGGCGUCGAGCCAACAGCGGCUUCCUGGAGGAGCUGAAACAGGGAAACCUGGAGCGAGAGUGCAUCGAGGAAAUCUGUUCCUACGAAGAGGCGAGGGAGGUGUUCGAGGACGAGGACAGGACGAAACAAUUCUGGCUGACGUACGAACGUCGCGACCCCUGCCUGGUGAACCCGUGUCGUAACAACGGGACGUGCGUCUACAUGGAAACUUCGUACAAAUGUUACUGCAGCGAGGGCUUCGAGGGACAGUACUGCCAGACGGUGAUAGAAGACGCGCUGAAGUGUCUCUAUCAGAACGGACACUGCGAACAGUUCUGCGACGGAUCGGCUGAACAUCGUACGUGUUUCUGCGCCGACGGAUACAAGCUGGGGGAAGACGGGCGGAGCUGCGCCGCUCAGGUCGAGUUCCCCUGCGGUCAGGUUCCUCCGAAGGAACUGGUCCCAGAUCAGAGUGCAGUGGGUCACACCCGGCUGGUGGGGGGGAGACAGUGCCCCCCCGGAGACUGUCCCUGGCAGGUUCUGGUCCAGUUGAACGGAGAGAGUCACUGUGGAGGAGUUCUGGUGAACAGCCAAUGGGUGGUCACCGCGGCACACUGUAUCCAUGGCAACAACAGAGAACAGAACCUCACCGUGGUGGCAG
Notothenia coriiceps (black rockcod) is the source of this 681-nucleotide messenger RNA. Its product is annotated as coagulation factor VII-like. Gene Ontology annotation, cellular component: extracellular region. Gene Ontology annotation, biological process: proteolysis. The transcript has 6 exons. Lineage: Eukaryota; Metazoa; Chordata; Actinopteri; Perciformes; Nototheniidae. Gene Ontology annotation, molecular function: serine-type endopeptidase activity; calcium ion binding. The record is from RefSeq and is a predicted model, not a curated record. The annotation marks the transcript as partial.